AUGCCGUCGUUACCAUCCUCCGUCGAUCUAGACGAGUGCAUCUCGCGCCUCUACAAAAAGGAACUCCUGGCCGAGUCCGUCAUCGAGGCAGUAUGUGCCAAGACAAAGGAGCUCCUCAUGCGCGAGAGCAACGUCGUCCACGUCAAGGCCCCAAUCACUGUUGUCGGCGACAUCCACGGCCAGUUCUACGACCUCAUCGAGAUAUUCAGAAUCGGCGGCUACUGCCCUGACACCAACUACCUGUUCCUAGUGCAUGUGCAUGUUCAUGCGCAUACGCAUCCUGUUGCGUGCCCCCUCGCUCGUGGAAUUUGUGGCGUUGACAGUCUUGAAAUACCUGCAGGCGACUACGUUGAUCGUGGCAUGUUCAGCGUCGAGACGAUAUCACUACUCGUGUGCUUGAAACUCCGAUACCCCGAACGCGUGCACCUGAUCCGCGGUAACCACGAGUCGCGUGGCGUUACGCAGUCGUACGGAUUCUACACUGAGUGCUCGCGCAAAUAUGGCAACGCCAACGUGUGGCAUUACUUCACAGACAUGUUCGAUUUCCUGACCCUAAGUGUCGUCAUCGAUAACCAGAUUUUCUGCGUCCAUGGAGGUCUCUCGCCCUCCAUUCACUCCAUCGACCAAAUCAAAAUCAUAGAUCGCUUCAGAGAAAUUCCUCACGAGGGGCCCAUGGCCGAUCUGGUGUGGUCCGAUCCAGAUCCCGACCGAGACGAAUUCUCGCUUUCACCCCGCGGUGCGGGCUAUACCUUUGGCGCGCAGGUCGUCAAGAAGUUCUUGGCCGUCAACAACAUGUCACACAUUCUUCGGGCCCACCAGCUCUGUCAGGAGGGCUUUCAAGUGCUGUACGACGACCGCCUUAGCACCGUAUGGAGCGCGCCGAAUUAUUGCUACAGAUGCGGCAACAUGGCCAGCGUACUCGAAGUCAAUACGCAGGGCGAGAGAUUCUUCAACGUGUUUGCUGCGGCACCGGAGAAUGACCAGCACAAGGAUAUGCAGCAGGGGAUGGAGAAGACGGCGGACGGAAACUCGCUGCCCGAUUACUUCUUAUAA
Molecule: messenger RNA, 1053 nt
Organism: Trichoderma aggressivum f. europaeum
Lineage: Eukaryota; Fungi; Ascomycota; Sordariomycetes; Hypocreales; Hypocreaceae
Exons: 4
Coding region: 1-1053 (350 amino acids)
Cellular component (GO): FAR/SIP/STRIPAK complex
Molecular function (GO): protein serine/threonine phosphatase activity
Source: RefSeq, a predicted model, not a curated record